Osmerus eperlanus (European smelt) is the source of this 3150-nucleotide messenger RNA. It is a transcript of the gene ddr2b, whose product is annotated as discoidin domain receptor tyrosine kinase 2b. The record is from RefSeq and is a predicted model, not a curated record. Gene Ontology annotation, cellular component: signaling receptor complex; plasma membrane. Lineage: Eukaryota; Metazoa; Chordata; Actinopteri; Osmeriformes; Osmeridae. The transcript is spliced from 16 exons. Gene Ontology annotation, molecular function: collagen binding; ATP binding; protein tyrosine kinase collagen receptor activity. Gene Ontology annotation, biological process: protein phosphorylation; cell surface receptor protein tyrosine kinase signaling pathway; positive regulation of kinase activity. The coding region runs from base 122 to 2740 and encodes 872 amino acids.
AGGAUUUGUAUGGCAGGGACUGCUCUCGAGCAGAGCGCACGAUGUGAACGAUCGAGGCGCCUCGUCACGUUUUGUAACGACUUCUUCAUGACCCUCUGAUCCAGGAGCUGCCCUGGGGGAGAUGAAGGCCAUGGAGGUGCUGCAGAUCAGACGCGGUCUCCUGUUCUUCCUGCUCGCCACUGCAGGGAGGUCACAGGUCAACCCAGGAGUGUGCAGGUAUCCCCUAGGCAUGACAGGAGGCCAGAUCCAGGACGAGGACAUCUCCGCCUCCAGCCAGUGGUCUGAGUCUACUGCCGCCAGGUUUGGCAGACUAGACUUUGACGAGGGCGACGGGGAUGGGGCCUGGUGUCCUGACAUCAUGUCUGAGAGGGACGGCCUGAAGGAGUUCCUGCAGGUGGACCUGCGUUCGCUGCACUUCAUCACGCUCGUGGGCACCCAGGGUCGCCACGCCGACGGCAUGGGCAACGAGUUUGCCCAGCGCUACCGGAUCAGGUUCAGCCGCGACGGCGGCCGCUGGGUCUCCUGGCAGGACAGGAACGGUCGGCAGGUGAUCGAGGGGAACAAGAACGCCUAUGACGUGGUGCUGAAGGAUCUGGAGCCGCCCAUCAUCGCCCGCUUCGUGCGCUUCAUGCCCGUCACCGACCCUUCCAUGAUCGUCUGCAUGAGGGUGGAGCUCUAUGGCUGUGAAUGGCUAGACGGCCUGCUGUCAUACAGCGCCCCUGCUGGACAGCAGAUGACCUACAGGGGGCUGGACAUCCACCUCAACGACUCCGUCUACGAUGGUGCUACAGGUGAAAGGCUGGCGGAGGGCCUGGGUCAGCUGACUGACGGCACGUGGGGUCUGGACGACUUCCUCCAGAGCAACGUCUACGGCAUGUGGCCUGGGUACGACUAUGUGGGCUGGACCAAUGAGAGCCUCCCAAAGGGCUACGUGGAGAUGACCUUUGAGUUUGACCACGUCAGGAACUUCACCUCCAUGAAGGUGCACCUCAGUAACAUGUUCAGCCGCGGGGUGAGAAUGUUCCGGCAGACCACAUGUUUCUUCCGCUCGGAGGCGGACUGGGAGGCCGGCCCGGUGACCUUCAGGCUCCCUGUAGACCGGGUCAGUCAAGGCGCCCGCUUCGUCACCGUGCCCCUGGGCGACCGCAUGGCCAGCGCCAUCAAAUGCCGUUUCACCUUCAAUGAGGCGUGGAUGCUGUUCAGUGAGGUGGCCUUCCAGUCUGGCACUUCUGUGUAUAACACAUCCCUCACCCCUCGUAAACGUGGCCACCCCACCAAUAUUCUACCAGGGGAUGACCCCACCCACAAAGUGGAUGACAGCAAUACAAGGAUUCUGAUUGGCUGCCUAGUGGCCAUCAUUGCCAUCUUGUUAGCCAUCAUAGUCAUCAUUCUGUGGCGUCAGGUUUGGCAGAAGAUGCUGGAGAAGGCGUCCCGGCGGCUGCUGGACGAUGAGCUGACCGCUCGCCUGGCUGUCCAGACCCAGGCCUUCUCCUUCCACCACUCCCUGUCCAGCGACAGCGGCUCCAACUCCACCUCCACCUACGAGAGGAUCUUCCCCCUCUGCUCCGACUACCAGGAGCCGUCACGCCUCAUCCGCAAGCUGCCAGAGUUUGCGCAGUCCACUGAGGACCUGGCGGGGUGCGGCGCCCCGUCCAGGCUCACCCAGACCGGCAGCUCGGACGGGGCUCCUCACUACGCGGAGGCCGACAUCGUCAGCCUGCAGGAGGCCGCCGGCAGCCCCACCUGCUCCAUCACCUCGGUCCGCUUGAGCCUGCUCGCCGGGAGAGACGCCGCCAUGAGGGAGUUCCCUCGGGACAAGCUCACCUUCAAGGAGAAGCUGGGAGAGGGCCAGUUCGGAGAGGUUCACCUCUGUGAGGCCCAGGGCAUGCUGGACUUUGUGGAAGAGAAUCUGCCUGUGGAGAGCAGCGGUGAAUCAGCCGUACUGGUGGCUGUGAAGACACUGAGAGAAGACGCGAACAAGAACGCAAGGAAUGACUUCCUGAAGGAGAUCCGGAUCAUGUCUCGUCUGAGGGACCCCAACAUCGUGCGUCUGCUGGCGGUGUGUGUGGAGAGCGACCCCCUCUGCAUGAUCACGGAGUACAUGGAGAACGGAGACCUCAACCAGUUCCUGUCCGGCCUUCAGCUGGAAGAGGAGGAGCUGGUGGAGGGCAAGAAAGAAGGAGGACAGGAGAACCAGUCAGGAGACAGAGCCACUGUCAGCUACAGUAACCUGAUCCGCAUGGCCACACAGAUCUGCUCUGGGAUGAAGUACUUAUCCUCCCUCAACUUUGUUCACCGUGACCUGGCGACCCGCAACUGUCUGGUAGGAAAGAGUUACACCAUCAAGAUUGCUGACUUCGGCAUGAGCAGGAACCUGUACCGCGGUGACUACUACCGUAUCCAGGGCAGGGCGGUGUUGCCUAUUCGCUGGAUGUCCUGGGAGAGCAUCCUAUUGGGUAAAUUUACGAUGGCCAGUGAUGUGUGGGCGUUUGGGGUGACCCUGUGGGAGAUCCUCACAUUGUGUAAGGAGCAGCCCUACUCCAACCUGUCUGACGAGCAGGUCAUUGAGAACACCGGAGAGUUCUUCAGGGACCAGAGCAAGCAGGUGUACCUGCCAAAGCCCAGGUGUUGUCCUGACGAGGUCUACAACUCGCUCAUGCUGGGCUGCUGGAAGAGAAACGCCAAGCAGAGGCCCACCUUCCAGGAGAUCCACAGCCAGCUAGUGGAGGACCAGGCAUAGCUGCUGACACGCAGUAAACACAUCCGGGACUGUGCAGCUUAUUGACAGCGAUUUCUCAUCCGCUUUACUUUUGACCCACAGUGGCAGUUUCUGAGUAUUCCUUUCUAUUAUAUUAUUUGUUUGUCUUGCCUUUUCAUUUUCAUGUCUCACCCCUCUCUCGUCUACAUUAAUUAUACCUGAUCAUUAAAAAGAUGGACCAGGGAAAUAAAUAGUUUGAACUAUUAUAUAUUUGAUGCCAUUUUAACAAAGGAGACAAUGACAGGGAGUGCACCUGGUAAUUGUAUUUUCUAGCAUUUGUAGAAAGAGAUUUUGAAUCAAUUUUCGAGAUUUUCAUUGUACUGAAUGAAUUUUUGGUGAACUAAAUAUAUGAUGUAAAUAAAGUCUACUGCAAAUAAAGCUGUGUUUCUAAA